CCAUAGAAGAAGAAGAAGAGUGACGCAGCUCAUCACACUCUCCAACGAGAGAAGAAAUGUCGCACCACCCGGAACUGUCCGCGGAUUGCUCCAGGCAGUGGCCAAAAUGAUGUCUGAAGAAAGUGAGCCCAUGAGGCACAUUGAUCUUGGGUCUCCUUCUCUGGAACAACCAGCGGCUGGUCACUGGUUCCCUGGCCCUCCCCCGCCCGUCUACUCCUGCACUCUGACUCCUGAGCUGGUGGCCAAGGCCCGGGAGGAGCUACAGGAGAAGCCAGAGUGGAGGCUGAGAGACGCACAGGCCCUGAGGGACAUGGUGCUGAAGGAGCAGCCUAACCUCCGGACCAGGCUGGACGAUGCCUUUCUCCUGCGCUUCCUACGGGCCAGGAAGUUUGACUAUGACCGUGCCAUGCAGCUGCUCCUCAACUACCACACCAGCCGGCGGGCCUGGCCCGAGGUCUUCCAGGACCUGAAGCCCUCCACGGUCAAACAUGUGUUAGACCUGGGCUUCCUGACUGUUCUGCCCCAUCCGGACCUUAAUGGAUGCUACAUCCUCUGUCUCAGACCUGGAAAAUGGAAAGCAAAUGACUAUCCAUUUGAGGACAACAUCCGGGCCAUUUACCUGACUCUGGAGAAGCUGAUUCAGCCAGAGGAGACUCAGGUGAAUGGGAUCGUCAUCUUAGCAGACUACACUGGGGUGGGCUUGUCCCAGGCAUCCAAUCCGGGCCCGUUCCUGGCCAAGAAGGUUGUCAGCAUCCUUCAGGAUAGCUUCCCAAUAAGAAUCAAGGCUGUUAACAUCAUAAAUGAGCCCCGGAUUUUCAAAGGGAUCUUUGCAAUAAUUAAGCCUUUCCUGAAGGAGAAGAUGGCAGAGAGGUACGUUCUCCACGGGUCAGACCUGCGCUCUCUGCACCGCAAAAUUCCUCAAUCCGUCCUGCCAGAGGAGUAUGGUGGAGUGGCCAGACACCUUGACAUGUCAGCCUGGUCAAAGACAUUACUGGACUCUGAGGAGGAGUUUAUAGUGGAGUUCUGCCAGCCAGAUCCUCUAGAGGGCGUAGUCCUCCCAGACUCCAUGCUGUUUGAAGGGGAGCAGCCUGGUGGUGGUGCCAGGGAUGACGACACCUUCAGGGGGCUACGCUCUCAGCUCUACUACUGUUACUGAUAAUGACCACCACCACCUCUCGCUACUAUGAGGACACUAGCCUGGUCCCAGAUGUGUUUGUGCUGUCUUGCCAACUCCUAUGGUUAUUGACCAUAGUUGGUAAAACAGAACUAGAUCUGGGACCAGACUGAGGACACCACUGUUUAUUUUUCCCACUAAUUGUUAUUUUGACCAAUCACAUCAGAUAUUUUUUUAGAUCUGAUUGUUUUUCACUAAUUGGUCUUUUGACCAAUCAGAAUAAGGCUGCCUGUAUAAACGCAGCAAAAGUUAUUUAGUAGAAAUCACUACAGGAAGAGCUAAAGAGAUGUCUGGGCCCAUAUUCAAAAAGCGUCUCAAGAGUAGGAGUGCUGAUAUAGGAUCCGUUUUUACCUUUGAGAUCAAAAUGAAUAUGGGGCCUACUACACUCCACAUUGGCCAAACAUAAGGCAACUUUAGGUUCUGGUAAGGAAGCUUUACAGGAGCUGCUAAUGCAUGUUUACUUAUUUAGUAGUUUGUGCCUCUGAGUUUUAAAAUGGCUCUGAUUUCCAUUGUAAGAUUUAUUUCCCAUAGAGGAAGACGUUCGACUGUGCCCAUUUGAAAUGCCACUCACUUCCACUUUCUCCUUAAUUUCUCAGAAUACAUGUUCUGAGGCUCUUCAUCGGCAUGGUGAUAUUCAAACACCAUGUGGUUACAGAAUACAAGUACCGAGGCUCUUCAUCGGCAUGGUGAUAUUCAAACACCAUGUAGUUACAGAAUACAAGUACUGAGGCUCUUCAUCUGCAUGAUACACGUACCGAGGCUCUUCAUCUGCAUGGUGAUAUUCAAGCACCAUGUAGUUACAGAAUACACGUACCGAUGCUCUUCAUCGGCAAGGUGAUAUUCAAACACCAUGUAGUUACAGGACACAUACUUUGCCUUAAUCUAUUUUUGAUAAUGAUAGAUAUGCAAGGGGUUAUGAAUGGGGUUUAAUUUGUAUGUAAGCAUACAAGUAUGCCACUUUUAUCCAAAGCAACGUACAGUGCAGUGAGUGGAUAGCGUACAAUUGUAGCAUGUGUAUGUAAUUCCAGCAAGAAUUGAAACCCAUGAACUUGCCUUUGCUGGCGCCAUGCUCUUCCUGAACCACUCAAGACCUGUAAUGUCUGAGUUACUGAGCGCCAAAGCCUACAGUGUACCUACAUGGCAGUGUACCUACAUUACCAUUCAAAAGUUUGAGGUCACUUUGAAAUGUCCUUGUUUUUGAAAGAAAAACACUUUGUCCAUUAAAAUAAUAUCAAAUUGAUCAGAAAUAGUGUAGACGUUAGUGUUGUAAAUUACUAUUGUAGCUGGAAACGGUUGAUAGAAAAAAAAAGAAAGGAAUAUCUACAUAGGCGUCCAGAGGCCCAUUAUCAGCAACCAUCACUCCUGUGUUAGCUAAUCCAAGUGUAUCAUUUUAAAAGGCUAAUUGAUCUUUAGAAAACCCUUUUGCAAUUAUGUUAGCACAGCUGAAAUCUGUUCUGAUUAAGGAAGCAAUAAAACUGGCCUUUAGACUGGUUGAGUAUCUGGAGCAUCAGCAUUUGUGGGUUCAAUUACAGGCUCAAAAUGGCCAGUAACAAAGACUUUAUUCUGAAACUUGUCAGUCUAUUCUUGUUCUGAGAAAUGAAGGCUAUUCCAUGUGAGAAAUUAUCAAGAAACUGAAGAUCUCGUACAACACGGUGUACUACUCACAGAACAGCGCAAACUGACUCUAACCAGAAUAGAAAGUGGGAGGCCCCGGUGCACAACUGAGCAAGAGGACAAGUACAUUAGUGUCAAAAAAAUUAGCUUUUCAAAAACGAGGACAUUUCUAAGUGACCCCAAACUUCUGAAUGGUAGUGUACCUACAUGACAGUGUGACACCAAAGCAAUAUUGAUGCACAUUUGUUCAUAUUAAUAUUAAUUUAACUAGUCCUGAUCAGUUGUCACUCAUGCUGAUUUGAUUUCCACCACUAGCAUUGUAAAUUGUGGAUAGUUGUAUGAUAUAAAAGUACUAACUACAGUAUUACAUUAAAUUUAACAUAGCUCAAAUUAACAUGAACAUUUUUUACAUUUAAUAGCUAGUAUGUAGAUGAAAUGGCCAUGUUUAUGCAUUGUUCUAGACAAGUUUGAAUCCACAGACUAUUUUGAUAUGUAACGUUACAGAUAGAUACAGCUACUUUGUGUUUUCUUUGCAUUAACAACACUUAGGGCAGGUUUCCUGGACACAGAUUAACCCUAGUCCUAGACUAAAAAGCAUGAUCAAUGGAAAUUAGCCAUUGAAAUUGCCUAUGCUGUGAUCUGGAAACGGGUCCAUAAUGUUUUGUUUUACCAAUCUCAACCCAGGGUACAGAAGCCAGCUAUGGGGAUACCCACCCAGCAACACUGGAGCUAUGUCAUUGUGCCAAAUAUUUUAUUAUUACGAUGGACCAUUUAGAGGUUAGGUUAUAUUGUGCAGAUGAACUCACUCAAUAGACAGAGAGUAUACCAAACAUUAGGAACACCUUCCUAAUAUUGAGUUCCUUCUUUAACCUGUCUCCUUCCCUUCAUCUACACUGAUUGAAGUGGAUUUAACAAGUGACAUCAAUAAGGGAUCAUAGCUUUCACCUGGUCAUUCAAUGUCAUGGAAACAGGUGUUCAUAAUGUGUUAUAUACUCAUGAGUUUAUAUUUUAUUCAUUAUUUUAUGAAAGGCCAAAUUGUUUAAAAAAUAUAUAUUUUGUCAUUAAGUUACAUUCCACAAUGUUAUAUUGUAAUUAGCUAAUCAGUUUAUUUUUCUAAGAUGUCUAAGCAUGUCUGCAGUCUCUUCAUAUUUUAGAGUAGGCCUCCAUUGAUCAAUAUAUGAAUAAACACAUUUCAAAUUCA
Molecule: messenger RNA, 3989 nt
Organism: Oncorhynchus kisutch (coho salmon)
Lineage: Eukaryota; Metazoa; Chordata; Actinopteri; Salmoniformes; Salmonidae
Product: alpha-tocopherol transfer protein-like
Exons: 6
Coding region: 107-1156 (349 amino acids)
Cellular component (GO): membrane
Molecular function (GO): phosphatidylinositol bisphosphate binding
Source: RefSeq, a predicted model, not a curated record